Messenger RNA from Gopherus flavomarginatus (Mexican gopher tortoise), 4428 nucleotides. It is a transcript of the gene ADGRE5, whose product is annotated as adhesion G protein-coupled receptor E5. The record is from RefSeq and is a predicted model, not a curated record. Gene Ontology annotation, cellular component: membrane. Gene Ontology annotation, molecular function: G protein-coupled receptor activity; calcium ion binding. Gene Ontology annotation, biological process: cell surface receptor signaling pathway; adenylate cyclase-activating G protein-coupled receptor signaling pathway. NCBI's taxonomy places the organism in Eukaryota, Metazoa, Chordata, Testudines, Testudinidae. Bases 89 to 2449 code for a protein of 786 amino acids. The transcript has 19 exons.
CCCCUAUGGAUCCGGCCCUGGCUCGGGGGCGCUGCCCUAUAGAUGCAGCUCGGUGUGCGCCGCUCGCUGGACUCCCUCGCCCCGCAGCAUGGACCCGGCUCGCCGCCUGCUGCCCCUCGGGCUCUGCAUCGCCCUGUGCCUGUGGGGCACCGUGGCCCAGAAUCAUGGCGUACAAGGUACCACUGAGGACUGUAACAGCCAUAUGCUGUGCCCAGAAAACGCCAAGUGUGUGAACAACACGCACUGCACCUGCCUGGAUGGAUAUCAGUCACAUGGGAAUCGCUUCUUCACCGACCCAACGGAGACCUGUGACGAUAUUAACGAGUGUCUGAAGUCAAGCCCGCCAGACUGCGGACGCAACAGAAACUGCAACAAUGCGCCUGGGAGUUACUCCUGCACCUGCAUCGAUGGCUACGAGCCCAACUCUGGGAAAGCCAACUUCACGCACACGAGUGAGAACAGCUGCCAGGACGUUGACGAGUGCCAGCGAAACGCCACAAUCUGUGAGCCCCACGGGAACUGCAUCAAUAUGCCAGGGGGUUACAUGUGUAAAUGCAGUUGGGGAUUUGGGAAGAGUCAAAAGGAUAUGUCUAAGAUCUGCACAGACAUUGACGAGUGCAAGAAGACCCCAAAUAUCUGCGGCUCCAAGGCCACGUGUAUCAACACCUACGGAAGCUACCUGUGUGAGUGCCAGGCCGGCUACGUCCCCUCCAACAGGAACACGACCCUGUGCCAAGAGCUCACCUGCCCCCCGCUGCUGAGUGAUGACAACUCUGCCGGAGCCAAGAACCUCCUGGGCAGCUUCCAGGCACAGGUGGGACGUCUCUGCCAGGUGACGCUGGAGGAGCUGAAGCGGAUGAACUCUCAGAACGCUCAGGGGAAGCUGCAGGGCUUCUUGGACAUUCUGGAGAAGCAGAUAAAUCUGGUCGGGCAGCAGAGUGAGACCGUGGAGUGGAGACACCGGAUCGCAACGGAGCUGAUGGCCACAGUGGAGAAGCUGCUGAGAACGCUGGCCCUGACCGUGCGUGACCGCAUGAUCAGCAUCACAUCCCCCAAUGGCACAGAGCUGGGGCUGGCGGUCAGGCAGGCUGGGAACCAGAGCCAGGAGACCGUGACGCUGCAGCAGAGCAAGACGCAGAUGGAAUUAAAAUGGGCCGGAGCCCCAGGGCAGAAAAAUGAGGGCUUCACACUGGCCGGGCUGCUGACAUACCAGGGGAUGAGCCCCAUCCUGGACGGUGCUGGGCGGGUGGAGGCGCCUGCGUGGGAUGAGAUCGGCCGGACGGGGAAGUGGGCCCGGGAGCCGGGGCGGCCUAGCUACCGUGUGCUGUCUCCAGUGGUGUCGGCCUUCAUCAGUGACCCGAACCCCCAGGCACUUGACCUCUCUGCCAGCAUCUGCUUCAGCCACCCGGUGCCGGAGAAGAAGACUGACCUACGCCUCCUCUGCGCCUACUGGGAGCCUGGCAGCAGGCGCUGGGCCACCGACGGCUGCACCCUGCAGAAGUUGAACGCCACCACCACCCGCUGCCAGUGCAACCACCUGACCAGCUUCGCCGUGCUCAUGGCCUUCUACGAGCUGGAGGACUGGACCCUGGACGUCAUCACCAAGGUGGGGCUGGUGAUCUCACUGCUGUGCCUGCUGCUGGCCAUCGUCACCUUCCUCUUCUGCCGCGCCCUCAAGGGCCCCCGCACCACCAUCCACCUGCACCUCUGCCUGGCGCUCUUCAUCGCCUACAGCGUCUUCCUCACCGGCACCUCCAGCACCGGCAACAGGGUGGUGUGCGGUGUGGUGGCCGGGCUCCUGCACUAUUUCUUCCUGGCCGCUUUCUGCUGGAUGUGCCUGGAGGGCGCCGAGCUCUACCUGCUGGUGGUUCAGGUCUUCACCCCCCACGGCCUCAGGCGCCGCUACAUGUUCCUGCUGGGCUACGGCGUGCCGGCCCUCAUCGUGGGCAUCUCAGCCGCCACCUACAGCCAGGGCUACGGCACGGCACGCCACUGCUGGCUCUCGCUGGAGAAGCAAUUCAUUUGGAGCUUCCUGGCGCCUGUCUGCAUCAUCAUCGCGGUCAACGCCGUGAUCUUCGUGGUCACCGUCUGGAAGCUGUCGCUGAAAUUCGCUGACAUCAACCCCGACAUGAGCCAGCUGAAGAAGCUCAGGGUGCUCACCAUCACGGCCAUCGCCCAGCUCUGCGUCCUGGGCACCACCUGGAUCUUCGGCAUGUUCCAGUUCAACCAGCGCAGCCUGGUCGCCUCCUACAUCUUCACCAUCCUCAACAGCCUGCAGGGGCUCUUCAUCUUCCUGCUGCACUGUCUGCUCAAGAAACAGGUGAGGGAUGAGUACCGCAGGUGGCUGAGCUGCGGCGGCCUCAAGAGAGCGGCCAAAUCCUCCGAGUUCUCCAGCUCAAUCACCAUCACACGGCAGGGGCUCCAGCGGUCACAGGAGUCAGAGUGGUAGCACUCUUGCACUCAGCCCAUUUCUGGACACCGCAGCUUUGCACAUGAGAAAACCCGGCCCCCUGCCAGAUGCUUCAAGGGUUGCCCAGUGGAACCAUUAUGCUGCCCAGCUGCCCCCACCUGCUGGGCUCUCACCAGCCCCAGGUCUGCGCGCUGCCAGCAUCACCAGCCAUAGCAACGGCCAGCAGGGCAGCCGCUCGGCUCCGACACCACGUACUCUGGCCACAGGGGGCACCUUUCCCUUCGGUACGAACGGGUCCCUGGCCCCGGCUGCGGUGCGAUGCUGGGCCAGGCUGAGUGCGGGCAGUGGAGAUGAAUCCAGCCAGCAGUGAUGAACCCGCCCCCCCGAGGACCCCUCCCCUCCCCCCAGGCACUGCAGCAUCAGCCACUGCCCUUGGCUUCCAUGACGGUACGACGCGGCCUGAGCUGAAGGAGGCAAGCGGCCCCAGCCUGCGACGGCCCCCAGGGCUCGGCUGUCUGUGUCUCACUGGUGGCACUUUUUUUUUAAAUGAUCUUUUUAAAGUUAUUAAAAUAUUAAGUUUUGUGACAAAAACAGCUGCUUUGAGGAGCCACAUGUGUGGUGGCUGGAGAGAACCCAGGAGUCCUGACUCCCAGCCCCCGCUGCUCUACCCCUCCAGAUGACACAUUCUAAGGGCACCUGGGCCCACGGUGAUCCUCUGAGUCCAGCCAGCUGCAGAGCAGGCCCCUGCCCUCUCUCCCUCUCCAUUGAGAGCAGAACAUCCCGACUCCAUUUGGAAAGGGCCAGGGCUGAGAAUCCACCACGCCCCGGGAAGCUGUUCCUCUGGUUAAUUUACCCUCCUUGCCAAUUUCCAGUGUGACGGUUUCGAAGAGCCCAUUAUCAAAGUCGCUAUAGACUGACCAAGUCACCCCUUCCCUGUCUCUCUGCUAAUCCACUUGAGCUCCUGGAGUCUGUCACUAGAGGGCAGGUUUGCGAAUCCUCACGGGCCUUCUGGCCUCUCUCCAAUUUAUCAGCAUCUGUCUGGAAGUGGGGACACCAGAACUGGGCACUAGUUAAGCGGCACUCAGACCAGUGCCAGAUACAGAGUAAAAUAACCUCCCUGUUCCUGCCUGAGGUUCCCCUCCACACAUCCACUGAAAGUUAUUUCAUUAAUAAUAGUAUUAGUUAUUAUUACUGAUCAUUAGUACACAAGGAGACUUCAAACAUUAGAGUUAAGCACCUGCUUUACCAGGGUGCCGAUUCAAAAUUCUUUCCCACACCCCAAGCAGGCGCUCCUAAACCUCUUGGGUUCUUUUAGUAACAGUUCCGUUUAAAGUGCCCACUUUCAUUUUCUUUGACUUCGUCUCAUUCCUCCCGGCUUAUCUUCUCUGUUAACCCCUGGAGUGCUCUGCUAACGAGACAAUGCACAAUUAAAAAACACAACCGUGAUUUGUUUAUAUAUAUAUUUCUGUCUACAGCAGGGGUCAGCAACCUUUCAGAAGUGGUGUGCCAAGUCUUCAUUUAUUCACUCUGAUUUAAGGUUUUGCGUGCCUGUGAUACAUUUUAACGUUCUUAGAAGGUCUCUUUCUAUAAGUCUGUAAUAUAUAACUAAACCAUUGUUGUAUGUAAAGUAAAUUAAGGUUUUUAAAAUGUUUAAGAAGCUUCAUUUAAAAUUAAAUUAAAAUGCAGAUUUCCCCAGACCAGUGCCAGGACCCGGGCAGUAUGAGUGCCACUGAAAAUCAGCUUGUGUGCUGCCUUCGGCACACGUGUCAUAGGUUGCCUACCCCUGGUCUACACACACACAUAUAUAAACCAGCUUUUUAAUACUAGCAAUAGUAAUCUGUUGGAUACGUUUGUUUGAUUUUAGUUUAUUUUUACUAACCACUUUAAUAUGGAAUUUUAUGUUAUUUCUCUUUAUUCUUUUUUCGUUCCUUUAUUUCUGUUCUUCUGAUAAAUCCUGGGUUUGGGAUUCUUAUUUUUUUCCUGCCUGUUAAACGAAAUUAAAUUAAGGAAAAGCUGCA